Nematocida minor is the source of this 1299-nucleotide messenger RNA. RefSeq lists its product as uncharacterized. The record is from RefSeq and is a predicted model, not a curated record. The transcript has a single exon. Bases 1 to 1299 code for a protein of 432 amino acids. Lineage: Eukaryota; Fungi; Microsporidia.
AUGAAUAGUAAAAGCACCACAACAGACAGUUACAAAUUAUCAAACAAGAAUAGAUCAGAUGAAGUAGAGAAAGAAAACGUUACGGAUGAAUCAUCUGCCACUGAUCACACAUCUCCUCAAAUGAGACAAGUGAUUGAUGCAUCAACUGAUAAUAUAAUUGAUCCGCAUUAUUAUGUCUCCAAUGGUCAUAAUAACGGAGAAACAGGAGAUAAUAGAAUGGAAGAUGGUCAAAAACUAAACUCAGAAAAGGGAAGCACUGGACAGCUUGAUAACCAUCAAGAAGAAGAUAAGGACAGUAAAUCUGAUGGAGAAUUAGAGCCAUCCAAUGCCAUAGUGAGAUUUUUAAGAAAUAUAAAAUGCAAUCAUCCGCUGGCUUUCAACAGAAUUUUUGCUGCUGUGUCUAUUAUACUCUUUGUAAUUGCCACACAAAUGCCACUUUAUGGUAAGACCUUGCUGUGUCUACUGGAGUUAGUAAUUAUAGCAGUAAAUUAUAUAGCGGGAGACAUACAUGCUCUUAGUGAAACUUAUUACUUAUUUUACUGGCUACUAGUAGCUUUCUUUUCGCUGAUUACUUGGCCAAUUGCUAUAUAUGCUUGUGUUCUCGGAUUUAUUUUCAUGUCUUCUAAAUUAGCAGCAAAAUCUGAAAGAAGAAAGGAUUAUUUAGGUCUUAUCAUAUCUGUUCUUGGAACAGUUUUUAUUAUCGUCAUGUCGUUCAUAUUUACUGGCUGGGUUCAACUAGUAAAGCCUAACAUGACAUGUGUAUCUGUAGUGUCAUUACUUUUUUUCAUGACUACAUUUUGCAAUAUAGGAUUUGUUUACAAAUUAGUUAAUAUUGUAAAAAUUUAUAUUGAUAUAAAGUUUUAUAAUAGUAUUAAGAAGGCACAUGAUAAAAGAAUAGAUAUAAAAAACCAAGAACUAGCUAAAUUGAAUAGUAAAGGAGUAUCUCAGAACAAAGAGAAAAUAGAUGAACUAAAAAAAGAAAUUGAAACUUUGAAAGAAAAUCUGAAAUAUGUUGAAGAUGAGGUUGGUUAUAAUAUGCAUUUAGAGGAAACAAUUUAUUUAGAUGAACCAUAUAAACUAUUAGUAUAUGAUGCAAACUGCUGGGUGCUAAAAUCUCUCAGCAAGUACUGGUUCAUUGUUCUUCCUGUUCUAUCAAUUAUUGCGGGAACAGGAUUUGUGUUCAUGACCUGUUAUCUCAAUUCAAAGAUGCCUGUAGGUGAAUAUAUUCCUGUAUUCUUCCAGAAAUUAAAGGACAGUUUGUUCCUAGGGAGCAGAGUCAUUUCAAACACUUCCGCUUAG